UGUUUCUCAUCAGCCUAACAAGAAUCAAAAUGUUUAAGUUAGCAGUUCUGUGUGCUUUCCUCGCUGUGGCUGCGGCCGAGCCUGGUUUUAUUGCGCCGUUCCCAUAUUCUUCUAAUAUACUAGCGCCAUCUACAGUGCUGUCAAGCUACCCUAGGAGUGUAGUUUAUUCAUCGCCCUACAUUUCAUCGGCACCUUUGGCUUACUCUGCACCUUUGAGCUACUCUCAUCUCAUCAAGAAACGGUCUGCACCUCUGGCUGUAAGCAGCUACAUCGCGCCCUCUGCAUACGUUACGCCCUCUUCAUUCGUCGCCCCCAGUGUAUACGCGUCUGCUCCUCUGGCCACUACAUACAACGCAGCUGCUCAAUUCGCUACCUAUGCUGCAGGUGCUCCUCUAGCGGCUACAUAUACUGCUGCUGCUCCCCUUACGACACAGCCUAUUUACUCUACCGCAGCGCACUUUAUUAAGAAGAGAUCAGCUCCUUUGAUCGUGCCUUCUUCAUACGUGAGUCCUUAUGCCGCCGCAGCAUCUUUCUACCCAUCGACCUACGUAGCGCCUGCUUCCUAUGUGUCGAGUCCUGUGAUUUCCUCCAGCCCAUACUUCUACAAUGCACAAUAUAUUAAGAAAUGAGCGACUUCACAUCUUGGCAAGGUAUACGGCUUUCCUGAUUUAAAAUGUAGUAUACCUUGAAGAUAUUAUGAACAUGAAAACUAGCUUGUUUGUAAUACUGUGACAAUAUGCAACAAAUAAAACAAACAAUAACAAAAA
Molecule: messenger RNA, 767 nt
Organism: Melitaea cinxia (Glanville fritillary)
Lineage: Eukaryota; Metazoa; Arthropoda; Insecta; Lepidoptera; Nymphalidae
Product: cuticle protein LPCP-23-like
Exons: 1
Coding region: 30-629 (199 amino acids)
Source: RefSeq, a predicted model, not a curated record